AUGUCGGACGCCAAUCUCAACGUGCUCAUCACCACCUUCGCUGGCCUCGGCCUCCCGCGUACGCUAUCUCUACCCUCCCACAACACUACCCGCAUCUGCGACGUGGUUGACACCCUCUACACUCGACUCCCAACUCUCAACCACCGCCUCUGCCUCACGACCACCACAAACCGCUCACUUCACGCCGACGACAACACCCCGCUCUCCAGCCUACUCUCCAAUGAUGAUGAUACCCUCCUCUCCCUGCGCCUAAGCGCACCCAUCCUCGGCGGCAAAGGCGGUUUCGGCUCCCAGCUACGCGCCGCUGGCGGGCGCAUGAGCAGCCGCAAAAAGCGCAACCAAGCCGACGAAAGACAAAACAGCUCGAACCGCAACCUCGACGGCCGCAGGCUACGAACCAUCGAUGCGGCGAAAAAACUGGCAGAGCACCUGGCCAAGAAACCCGGGAUGGACGCAAAGGAGAAGGAAGACCGACGGAAGAAGUGGGAGACGGUGGUGGAGGUGGCAAACAAACGAGAAGAGGAGAUUAAGAGUGGGAAGUUGGGGGCGGGCGGUGGGCGCUUGGACGCGGAGUAUGUGGAGGGGAAGGAGCAGGCGGAGGAUAAGACGAGGGAGGCGGUGAUGAAGGCUAUGAGAGAGGGGAUGCUGCAGAGUGAGAGGACGGGGUCGGAGAGCUCGGUGGAGGAUGUGGAGGAGGAGAGUGAGGGGGAAUCGUCGGAGGAUGAUGACGAUGACGAGGAUGAAUGGCGGUAG
Molecule: messenger RNA, 753 nt
Organism: Neohortaea acidophila
Lineage: Eukaryota; Fungi; Ascomycota; Dothideomycetes; Mycosphaerellales; Teratosphaeriaceae
Product: telomere stability and silencing-domain-containing protein
Exons: 1
Coding region: 1-753 (250 amino acids)
Cellular component (GO): nucleus
Source: RefSeq, a predicted model, not a curated record